GGCCAAAAACAAUCUUUUUUUGUGAUUUGGUUUAAAUGAGGAAGGAGAUGAAGAGCUGUGAGCUCUGCAAGUUGACGGCGACGACGUAUUGUGAAUCGGACCAAGCCAGUUUGUGCUGGGGCUGCGACGCUGUAGUCCAUGGAGCCAACUUCCUCGUGGCGAGACACGUGAGGUCUCUUCUCUGUCACGGUUGCCAGUCUCUCACUCCGUGGAGAGCCACUGGUUCCAAGCUCGGUCACACGGUCUCCGUCUGUGAGAGGUGCGUUAACGGCGACGAUCGAGAAGAGAGCGAAGCCGAAAAUGACGGUGAUGGCGGUAUCAACAACGACGAUGAAGGAGAUGAUGAUGAUGAUGCAGGAGGUGAUCCCGAUGAUGACGUAUCAGUUGAAGAUGAUGUGGAGGACGGAGAUAAUCAGGUGGUGCCGUGGUCAUCAGAAGUAGCGGAUACACCUCCGCCGGCGUCCAGUUCUUCUAGUGGUGGAGAUUAUUCUGCUGGUGAAAGAGAAGUCUCUAGAUCAACGAAUUUGGUAUCGUUGAAAAGGUCGAGAGAAAUUGCUUCAGAUCUUCACUCACAGGACGAUCCAGAUCGUUUAUCUCUUAAACGGAGAUACAGUUUACAAAAAGAGGAUGAAUCCGUUUCGGUUAACUCCAGAUGAUCGAAAGAACAACAGAUCAAACCGGUGCAGUUUCAGUCCGAGAAGCACGAUUGAGUGGAGAGUCUUUAGGAGA
Hibiscus syriacus is the source of this 729-nucleotide messenger RNA. RefSeq names its product zinc finger protein CONSTANS-LIKE 4-like. Gene Ontology annotation, molecular function: zinc ion binding. NCBI's taxonomy places the organism in Eukaryota, Viridiplantae, Streptophyta, Magnoliopsida, Malvales, Malvaceae. The transcript has 4 exons. The record is from RefSeq and is a predicted model, not a curated record. The coding region runs from base 36 to 656 and encodes 206 amino acids.